AGCAUAUAUCUCCAAAUGGCGUACCUUGCAGUUGUAAACUUGACUCUCAUAGAUCUUCCUGGAUUGACCAAGUUUUUUCCUAACUGCAUUAUAUUGGCUAUAUCUCCUGCUAAUCAAGAUAUUGCCACUUCAGAUGCCAUUGAACUUGCAAGAGAGGUCGAUCCAUCAGGCAGAACAUUUGGAGUGAUAACAAAACUUGAUCUAAUGGACAAGGGAACCAACGCUUUCAAUGUCCAAUUGUACGCUAUUUUAGAGCUAUGUCGUGCAUUUGAAGGUGUAUUCAAGGAACACCUGGUUGGAGGAUGCACUUUGUUUUGAAAGAACUUGUACGGAAAUCAAUAGCUGAAACGGAGAUGGGCAAUUCAAGAAAGGAAAUGUAGAUGAUUCCAAGAAGUAUGAGUAAAAUGCGGGAUGGAGGGGUUAGUCUUGUUGUGGCUGCAUACGGAGUGGUGAUCUCAGGCCUCUGUAAGAAUGGUCAGUUAAAUAAAGCAAUGCGGGUCGUUACAGAUUUGGCCAUGUGUGGUUUUUCUUCAGAUAAGAUGUUGUUGAUGACCAUUAUGGAUGCAUGUUUCAAAGCUGGGAAUUUAAAAGCAGCUUCGGGUUUCUACAGAGAAUUGUUAGCCAAGGGGUUUGAACCAGAUGCUGUGGUGCUUCAGCUUUGAUGGAUAGCUUAUGCAAGCAUAUGGGCAUUUGGACGAGGCAAGAGGCUGCUUUUGCAAGAAAAGGGCUAAUGAAUUUCAUAUACUGUGCUCAUUGAUGGGAUGUGUAAGGAAGCAAACUUUAGUGGAGUUGAGACGAUCUUCAGUGAGAUGUCCGAGAUGGGGUUUAUUCCAGACAAAUAUGUAUACACUUCUUGGAUUGCUGGGCUAUGCAGACAGGGUAAUCUGGUCGAGGCUUUUAGACUCAAGAAUAAAAUGGUUAAAGAGGGCAUCAGACCUGAUCUGUUAACUUAUAGCUCACUUAUUUUUGGUUUAACAAGCAAGGGACUCAUGGCUGAAGCACAACAGGUUUUCGAUGAUAUGUUGAAAAGAGGAAUUACUCCUGACUGUCACGUCUUUGGUAUUUGAUAAGGGGGUAUUGUGAUGAGGGUAAUGACGUUGCCAUUUUAGGUUUGCACAAUGAAAUGAGAAAGAGAGGGCUUGUAGUCACAGGAGGUAAAGGAGAUGGAGAGCAUUUGAUUUGUGAUAGCAUGUAAGGCUCCACAAGAACUAUGGACUUUGCAGGGUGUUCCAUAAAGAAACUUUCUGUCAUGUACCGCAGGCACACCCUGCAUUGCUAUCCAUUAGAAAGUUGUCUUCAAAAGGGGAAGCUGGCUCAGAGUUCGUGCAAUUCUGGAACUAUUGGAAUGUUCCAUCUGCGGUCCUCGCAUUGGUGUGGAGCAAGGACCUCCGGUUCUAUGUGCCUUGUUCUGUGACAGGGCCUUCAAGGCUUUUCCCGAGGCUUACUACUCGAGGGAUGCAAUAACACAGGUUCAUGCACGGUUGUGGUAGGCAUUUGAGUGGAUCUGCAAUGACAGAGUUAUGCCAUCCUGAGGGGUUUACUGUUAAAGAUUUUACAUCUGAGAGCAUGGAGGAAACACUUUGCCAUGGCGUUUAAAGCCGGUUUGACUUCAUUGCAGAUUCAUGGAAGGUCUCACAGUCGAAGGUGCCACAGAGUGAGGAAAUGCCAGUCAGCUCCAUGAACAAGCUGCUGUACCACUAUCUAAUAAGAAACUUGAAGCCAAGAUGAAGCAGAAAACUGCUAGUGUCAAUUUACAAGAGCUGCAUCCAUAUUGUAUUAGCUCUUCUCUCAGUAAAUCAUGUAUCAGUGGAGUAUCAAUUCGGAUAUUUUAAGUACUGGGUUCCAGGUUUUCUUGAUGGCAUUUAUUCUGACUUGAUAGAGUUAUCAAUUGAUGAUAUUUUAAGUA
Molecule: messenger RNA, 1906 nt
Organism: Rosa chinensis
Lineage: Eukaryota; Viridiplantae; Streptophyta; Magnoliopsida; Rosales; Rosaceae
Product: dynamin-related protein 1E-like
Exons: 8
Coding region: 16-318 (100 amino acids)
Cellular component (GO): microtubule; membrane; cytoplasm
Molecular function (GO): microtubule binding; GTPase activity
Source: RefSeq, a predicted model, not a curated record